Molecule: messenger RNA, 4195 nt
Organism: Chaetura pelagica (chimney swift)
Lineage: Eukaryota; Metazoa; Chordata; Aves; Apodiformes; Apodidae
Gene: ZNF827
Product: zinc finger protein 827
Exons: 15
Coding region: 1-3978 (1325 amino acids)
Biological process (GO): regulation of transcription by RNA polymerase II
Cellular component (GO): nucleus
Molecular function (GO): DNA-binding transcription factor activity, RNA polymerase II-specific; RNA polymerase II transcription regulatory region sequence-specific DNA binding
Source: RefSeq, a predicted model, not a curated record
AUGGAUGUAAGUGAUGGUACCAGACAGGAGGAAGUGGAAGGUGAACUCAGUGAAGAGGAACGCUGGUUUGGAAAUUCCUCAGAAACUCCUUCAGAAGCAUCAUAUGGAGAAGUCCAGGAGAACUUUAAGUUGUCUCUUGAGGACAGAAUCCAAGAGCAGUCCACUUCCCCAGAUACUUCUUUGGGAAGUGCAACUCCUAGCAGCAACACAGCAGAGCUGGGACCCAUUGAAAAUGAGACACUAAGAGACACAUUACAAAGCAAAGAGCACCUUUCUCCUGAUGUGUCCUCCCUGUGUGAAGAAGAACCUCCUGGUCCAAACAAGCCACUGAGCAGCAACCUGAGGCGGCUGCUGGAGGCCGGUUCUCUCAAGCUGGAUGGUGCUGUUACAGUCAAUGGCAGCAUUGAGUCCCCAGUAAAUCUUGGCUCAAAUCUCUCCUUCUCUCCACCUGCUCAUCAUGCCCAGCAGCUAAGUGUUCUUGCCAGAAAGCUUGCUGAGAAACAGGAACAAAGUGACCAAUACAAUGCAAGUAGUCACUUUUUAUGGAAUCAAGGUAAGUGGUUGCCAAACUCAACCACCACCUGUGGUUUGUCCCCUGAUUCAGCUAUCCUGAAACUUAAAGCUGCAGCCAAUGCUGUUCUGCAGGACAAAUCUCUUUCAAGGACUGAAGACACUAUAAGAUUUGAAUCCUUUUCUUCACCUUUUAGUUCUCAGUCAGCCAGCUCCACGUUAGCAGCUUUAUCUAAGAAAGUGAGUGAAAGAAGCAUGACUCCUGGGCAGGAGCACCCACCUCCAGCUAGUUCUUUCCUCUCUCUGGCUUCCAUGACCUCAUCAGCUGCCCUGCUCAAGGAGGUUGCUGCACGGGCUGCAGGGACCCUCUUGGCUGAGAAGAAAUCACUGGUUGCUGAGGAUCCCCUGCAGCUUUCAGAGAUGAAGCAAGAGAAAGCAACUCCACCACAGUCUUUGGAAUUAUUGUUACUGCCAGUCCCUAAGGGAAGAGCUUCCAAACCCACUAGUACAGCCUCAGAAGAAGAAGGAGGAAAACCAUUCCAGUGUCCUAUCUGUGGUUUGGUUAUCAAGAGGAAAAGUUACUGGAAACGGCACAUGGUGAUUCAUACAGGUUUGAAAAGUCAUCAGUGUCCACUCUGUCCAUUUCGCUGUGCACGCAAGGACAAUCUCAAAUCACACAUGAAGGUUCAUCAGCACCAAGACAGGGGUGAGACCUUUCAAUGCCAACUAUGCCCUUUUACUUCCUCCCGCCACUUCAGCCUGAAACUCCAUAUGCGUUGCCAUCAACAUUUCCUUAGGACAGAAUCCAAAGUGAAGGAGGAAAUACCAGAAACUGAGGUGAAAGGGUCACCACAGCUAAAUAGUGACUCCUGCCCAGGACCACAGAGGGAAGGAGGUGGACCUGACCAUACGGGAUCAGCAUCUGUAUCUAAAACACCUGAUGUGGCUGGGCAGCCUAGUGGAGUUAUUCCACCUUUACUAGUGAAAGAAGAGCCCAAAGAUGACAGUGGCAUCUCAACUGCACCUUUUGCUCUUAGCACUGUUGACAGAGCCCCCAACAACACAAAGCUGAAAGACUCCUCUGACUUUGUGGCCAAUACAGCAUCAGCACUAUUCAGCCAAGACAUCUCUGUCAAGAUGGCAUCAGAUUUUCUUAUGAAGCUGUCAGCUGCAAAUCAAAAAGAACCCUUGACUCCUAAAUUUAAAGUGAAAGAGGAGCCUAAAGAUGAAGAAGCCGCAAGUUCAGCCUCGUCUCAGCCCAGCUAUGUGUUCAGCCAGGAAUCCGAAGCCUCAGCUCCAAAUGUCUCUGAGGAGAAACUCAAGCCACAGGAAGCACAGCCAAAUGUGAUGAGGCAGGAUAUGUCAGUCAAGGCAGCGUCUGAGCUCCUAAUGAAGCUCUCAGCUGAGAGUUACAAGGAAACCCAGAUGGUAAAGAUAAAGGAAGAACCCAUGGAAGUUGACAUUCAUGAUUCGCAGGCUUCAGUGUCACCCAACCAGCCCAGCCAAAAUGUUGUCUAUAGCACUUUAUUAGGGCAAGACAUCAGUGAACACAUACAGAAGGCACCAGAAGGCCGUGUGCUCCCAGAAAGAAAUCUAUUCAGCCAAGACAUAUCAGUGAAGAUGGCAUCUGAGCUGCUCUUCCAGUUAUCAGAAAAGGUGAGCAAAGAGCACAACCACAAUAAAGACAACACCAUCAGAACUACAGCCAGCCCUUUCUUUUCUGAAGACACAUUUAGACAAUCACCAUUCACUUCCAACUCAAAAGAUCUCCUGCCUAAUGAAACUGCUGUUCAUGGAAGGACAUCUGCACCAGAAACAGAAAAUCUGGGGCUGGAGGUAGGAAAUGGAUUGCCAUCUUGGAAAUUUAAUGACCAGCUCUUUCCCUGUGAUGUGUGUGGAAAAGUGUUUGGUCGACAGCAGACUCUGUCCCGGCAUCUCUCGCUGCACACAGAAGAGAGAAAAUACAAAUGCCACCUGUGCCCCUAUGCUGCUAAGUGCCGUGCUAAUCUGAACCAGCACCUGACGGUCCAUUCUGUGAAGCUGGUGAGUACAGACACCGAGGACAUUGUCAGUGCUGUCACUUCUGAAGGCAGCGAUGGAAAGAAGCACCCUUAUUACUACAGCUGUCAUGUGUGUGGGUUUGAGACGGAGAUGAAUGUCCAGUUUGUCAGUCAUAUGUCCCUCCAUGUGGAUAAAGAGCAGUGGAUGUUCUCCAUUUGCUGCACAGCAUGCGAUUUUGUCACUAUGGAAGAGGCAGAUAUGAAGGCUCAUGUCAACACCAAGCACACAGCUGAAGAGAGGAAGACACCCAGUGAAACUAACAGUCCAUCUUCAUCUUCACUGUCAGCACUGAGUGACUCUGCCAACAGCAAAGAAGAUGCAGACGUAACCCCAAAAAACAAGGGUUCAAACAACCUGCUAGUUAUUUCUGUAGUGCCUGGUAGUCAGACCUCAGUGAACACUGAAGAGAAGUCAGAGAAAGGCUUUGAAUGUGUUUUCUGUAACUUUGUCUGCAAAACAAAGAACAUGUUUGAGCGCCACCUGCAAAUCCACCUGAUCACAAGGAUGUUCGAGUGUGAUGUGUGCCACAAGUUCAUGAAGACACCUGAACAGUUACUGGAGCACAAGAAAUGCCACGCUGUCCCCACCGGUGGGCUCAAGUGCCCGUUCUGCAUCUACUCCACGAACCGCCCUGCAGCCAUGGAGUGCCACCUGAAGACUCACUACAAGAUGGAGUACAAGUGUCGGAUCUGCCAGACAGUGAAAGCAAACCAGCUGGAGCUGGAGAUGCACAUCCGAGAGCACCGCCUUGGCAACCAUUACAAGUGUGACCAGUGUGGCUACCUGUCCAAGACUGCCAACAAGCUGAUUGAGCACGUGCGUGUCCACACCGGCGAGCGCCCUUUUCACUGUGACCAGUGCAGCUACAGCUGCAAACGCAAAGACAAUCUCAACUUGCACAAGAAACUGAAGCAUGCUCCACGCCAGACUUUCAGCUGCGACGAGUGCCUGUUCAAGACUACCCACCCUUUUGUCUUCAGCCGCCACGUGAAGAAGCACCAGAACGGGGACUGCUCUGAAGAGGAGAAGAAGGGCCAGUAUUCAGCCUCCAAGGAAGCCAGUCCACUCCUACCAGUGAACAGCUCCAGAAACCUCCUGUCACCCCUCUCAGUUAUGUCUGCCUCCCAGGCUCUGCAAACAGUGGCUCUGUCAGCUGCACAGGGCAGCGGGGCAGAGGCAAACUUGGCAGUGAAAGCCUUGGCCACCAACGGCACUUCCCUGUGCUUUGAUAAGUACUGGAACUCAGAGUUUGCCCACCUUAUUCCUUUAACAAUGUUCUUCCCCAAAAACCACUACGAUCUCACAUUCCAUCCACCCAGACCUCAGACCGCACCGGGAGGUGCCUCUUCACCUAAACACUCCUUCCUUGCCUACCUUGGACUGACAGAAAGGGCAGAAACUGUCUGAGGGCAGUUACAUUCUGUACCAAAAAUAAUACCCCAGCAAACCCAGCAGGUGUGCAUUGCUGCAAAACGUAGCCCCGAGAGGUAACAAACACUUGUACUAUAUCAUUAGUAAGGUUUAGAAACCGGCUCUAUGUGUAUACUUAUUGCAUUGACUUGAAAGCUGCUUUAUUAAAUCUUCAAGAGGUGACCUACUGCAUACUUCUACCUUCAGAGGCAUG